Messenger RNA from Cynoglossus semilaevis (tongue sole), 11577 nucleotides. It is a transcript of the gene stard9, whose product is annotated as StAR-related lipid transfer (START) domain containing 9. The record is from RefSeq and is a predicted model, not a curated record. Lineage: Eukaryota; Metazoa; Chordata; Actinopteri; Pleuronectiformes; Cynoglossidae. Gene Ontology annotation, biological process: microtubule-based movement. The transcript is spliced from 33 exons. Gene Ontology annotation, molecular function: microtubule motor activity; ATP binding; lipid binding. Bases 382 to 10245 code for a protein of 3287 amino acids.
AUUAACAGUCAGAGGGAGGAGAGGGAAAACAAGAUUUGAAUGUUGUUGGCAGUAGUUGUAGGAGGAGAAAGGGAGGAUAAGGAGGAGGGGAAUCCAACGGCAUCACUCCUCCCUCUCUGCCCGGCAGGAAGUUUCAAUCUUCGGCUUCAGUUCUGGCGGAGACUCGGCGGGCGGGCGGUCGGACCGGGGAUCAGCCACCGGUGGGGGAUGAGUUGAGCAGCGGGCAGCAGAAAAAAGUUCCAGCCGCUUCAGGAUUAAUGAUUUUUCCAAACGUGGAAAGUUAAAGCCUGUGGAAAAUAAUCGAGAUGCUCACAUGGAAAUUGCUCUUAUUUACCUCCACCUUCCACUGUUUGCUUCUGUGUAAUCUCUCCGUCAGGAAACAUGGCAAACGUUAAAGUUGCCAUUCGGGUCCGUCCUCCUAAUGCCAGGGAAGCUGCAGAUGGAGGGAGGUUAGCAGUUCAGGUGGAGGAUAAGUUUGUGAAAAUCCAAAAUGUGAAGCUGGACGGACGGGCAGACGGUGCUGUGGACUCCAGGGAGAAGCUUCUGGAGUUUUGUUUUGACUACUGCUACUGGUCAGUGGAUCCUGCGGACCCUCACUAUGCCUCGCAGGAGGAGGUGUUCCAGGACCUGGGUGUGUUGGUGCUGUCUGGAGCUUCUCAGGGCUACAACGUGUGUCUCUUUGCCUACGGCCAAACAGGAUCCGGGAAGACGUACACCAUGAUGGGGACACCGGACUCCAGUGGUUUGACACCUCGGAUCUGUCAGGGUCUCUUCAGGUCUGAAGACACUUUUCCUGACGGGCAAAAUUCCAGCCGAGUGGAGAUCAGUUUUCUGGAGAUCUAUAACGAGCGUGUGAGAGACUUGCUGAGAAGAGGAGAUCAGAAGAAAGCCUCACUGAGAGUCAGAGAACACCCGGAGAAAGGGCCGUAUGUUCAAGACCUGUCUCAACACGUGGUCUCGGACUGUAAACAGGCCAUGGAGCUUUUGGAGGAAGGCAUCGCUAACCGCAUCACUGCUGCAACACACAACCAUGACGCUAGCAGCAGAUCUCAUGCCAUCUUCACCAUCCAGUACACACAGGCUAUCUUGGAAAAUAACCUUCCCUCAGAAACUGUCAGCAGGAUCAACUUGGUGGACUUGGCUGGGAGUGAAAGAGCCGAUCCUCACUACUGCAGAGACAGACUAACAGAAGGCUCCAACAUCAACAAGUCUCUGGUCACUUUAGGCAUCGUCAUCUCAGCUCUUGCUCAGAACUCCCAGAUGUCCAGCAGCUGCCAGAGUAUCAACAGCGUAGCCUCGGAGGGUGAUGGCAGCACGGUGGGGAGCCACAGCAGCUCCCUGUCUGGAGGUGGUGGAGCAGGAGGAGGAGGAGGAGGAGGAGCAAGGAGACACUGUUUUAUCCCCUACAGAGACUCCGUUCUAACCUGGCUGCUCAAAGACAGCCUGGGAGGAAACUCCAAGACCAUUAUGAUUGCCACCGUGUCGCCUUCUGCCAGCAGCUACAACGAGACCCUCAGUACCCUGCGGUACGCCGCACACGCCAGAAAUAUUGUCAACAAACCCCGUGUUAAUGAGGACGCCAACGUUCGUCUGAUCAGGGAGCUGAGAGAAGAGAUUGACAGGCUGAAGAACAUGCUGCUCAGCUUUCAACUGCAGAGAAACCCCAGUCCUUCACUGAGUGAUGAGAGAGACGGCAAUCUGUCUGACAUGGUGCUGCAGAAUGAGCUGAAGGUGGAGCAGCUGACCAAAGACUGGUCGGAGAGCUGGAGAGACAAGAAGGAGCUGCUGGAGCAGUACAGCGUGGACAUCAACAGAGACAGAGGAGGAUUCUUCAUCAACUCACUGCAGCCUCACCUGGUUACUCUGGACAGAGACGUUCUCAGCACCUGGGUCGUCUUUUAUCACCUCUCGGAGGGAGUGACACAAAUUAAACCUCAGGAUGGGUUUGAUGAUCCAGAGACAGAUGUUCCGGGUGGUGUCUGCUGUGAGAUCGAAAACCGUGGAGGUGUGGUUACACUACGACCUCUGUCAGGCUGCUCCUGUCUGAUCAAUGACAGGGAGGUCACUGAGCCCUGCAGACUGGCUCAAGGGAUGGUCAUCACUCUGGGUGGAGGACGCAGGUUUCGCUUCAACCACCCGGCCGAGGCAGCCGUCCUACGUGAACGCAGACGGACUAGUGAAGGAAACUUUGGCUGCAACUACGUGGAUCUUUGCACUUCUUCAGUUGACCAUAGUGUCAAAGAAGCAAAGCUCCAGGAUCACCUCAGUGCCUGUGUUACCUCCGGUGAGGAGCCUGCUGUGAGACAUCGUGUGGAGGAGCAGCAGUUCUAUGUGGAGAGUCUGCGACAGGAGAUCCAGACUGCACAGAGAGGAGCUGAGAGGGAGCUGGAGAGGGAGCAGGCCCUCCUUCGACAGCAGCAAACGGAGUUCCAGCAGUGGAUUUUGCAAAAGAAGCAACGUCUGGCAACUCGCGAGCACAAAGUCACACAAGAGUGUGGAGUUCAAACUGACGCUGUUGCUGUAUCGCUCCCUGAUCUGCUGACUAAUCAAGCAUCUAGCCGUCAGGAUGUUCAGACAGUGAACGGUCCCAGUGAGGUGAUAAGAGCCAGGAGGAAGUUAGUGGAGGAGGAGCUGCUGAAAUAUCACGCUUUGUGUCGGGCCGAAAGCCGAAUUCGCCGUAAACGUCUGCAGUACCAGCUGGAAAGAGUCGCCCGUAAACAGCGACUUCUAGAAGCAAAGAGGGAAUUACAGCGGCUGGAAAAGGCUUUGCCAGAAAGUUCAGGGUCUCCUGAGCUGGGCUCCAACUCCAAGUACAGAACACAAUCGUCCCGUAGACACUCAUUCUCAUCAGAUCUUCUGUCCCGGCUUUACCCCCAGAACUCCCCUAUCUUCAGGCAUUUCCUUAAGAGAAACAGAUCCACAGAACUGACUUCCACAAAUCUUUCCAUACCGUCUGACUGUGUUGACAGCAGAGAGUGGGUUUCAGAUGAGUGUCUUCCUCGGGAAAGGUCUCAAAGUUGCUCUGGGACGACUUUCUCACAGCAAAAUAAAUCCUGCCAAAGCAGAGUCAGCUCAUCUGAAAACAUCAGACAAACUCCCAGAGGGGAAUCUCAAGCUCUGGUUUGUCAAGAACGUCCUGAAAGAAAACCACUGCUGCCAAACCGAGACCUGUCUUUUAAGAACAAAUCCGAUCAGAACAUAAUUCCUCUGAAGUCGCAGAAUACUGUGCAAACAGUCUGCAAAGAAAAUACGGCAGCAUCCUCCACAAGCUCUAAGACCCCAUCACAUCUAACUAGAAUUAAAGAACUAGAACCCAUCAGAAAGUCCAUCUCUGGUUCUGUAAGACCUAAGUUAAAAACUGUGUUGUCCAAAGUUUUCAGAAAACCACCGUUAGGUACAACUGGAGCCAGAGUUCCUAAACUUUUAGGGAGCAAAUUCCACUGGGGAUCAAAAAGAGAGAGGUGCUUUAAAAACACCAAAAUGAGUCAAGAGUCAGAUAAAAUCAAAACAUCUGUCUCGUGUGAGGAGCUUGACCUGAGGACAAGUGUUGGGGACGUCAUUAAACGGAGACGCUGGCACAGUACAGAAGCUCUUCUGGAGAAGACAGGCAGUUGGGUGGAAAUGCAGCAAGAUUUGGUGAAGUGGGAAGAAGGAGAAGAAGAAGACGUGAACGGAGGGCUGUCGGACUGCGACAGCCUUUUUUCACUGGAUUCACUUUCUUCUGCGUACGUGACGGUUCUUGCCGAGCAGCUGAGACGAGAGGAAGCGGCGCAGAGUGAAACAGAAAGUGAAGACAGUGAGAUUUCUCAAGAUUCUUUGGCUGUGGAGACCAAUAAGAAACACUCCAGGUUAGAGAGCCUCAGACGAACACUCGUACCGACUUAUUCACUGGUCACUGACCGGCCUGAACAGAGCAGCUCAGACUGUAAGAAACGCCAAAUUAGCCCAGUAGAGGCAAUGUGGAGUCAGUCAGAGAGUGGUGCAUCUGUAGAAGACACUAGAAGUGUCCAUCAUACCAUCAUACAAAAAUUAACAGAGGACUUUGGGACAUUGCAGAGUCCAUGCUCACUGAGCAACUGCAACGCAAGUGAGACGGAAAUCUUUCAGGCACUCACUGACGCCUGGUCGUCCACCGACACCACAGAGAGUCCCAGGAUUCACAGGGAUUCUCUGACUUUCCAGAGACCACUGAUGGUCGGACAUGUUGAAAACAGCAGCAGCCGCAGCUCCAGCCUGACUAGUGUAAACCUGUCAGAAUCUCAGAGUGAAUACAGAGGCUGCUGCUCAACCACCACUGGCUCUGAUAUUGUGAAUGUUACCAUGCAGGAAAACAGGACCAGGUUGUCCCAGAAUACAGCAAACCGGGACAAAAACAGUGGAAAUUCAAUCUCCGUACCAUUUCCUGAUCAGAGCACUUCAGUUUUACACACUGGGACCCCUCAAACUGCCGAAGGAGCGACAGACUUACUUCAAGAGUCCAAAAAUGCAGCCAAUUUUGCAGCUUGUGAUGUCCACAUGUCUUCCGACAGUGACAUGUGUACCUCUGAUUGUCAUCCGCAAACACAUGACUCCAUAAACCCUGUUAACUGCACCGAUGUACUAGACAAGAUGUCUGAAAUGGUGUGUACCUCUGAUAAAGAAUCUCUGUGCAGUGUAGAUAAGGAGGCGGAGCACUGUGAGAUUGACAGCACCAAACUUUUGUCAGUUGGCACAGAGAAUUCCGUAGCACUCGAACAGGAGCUUGUUAAAUCGGCUUGUAAAAAUUCCAGGAAGAGAAACAAGGAGCAACAGGAGAUUUUCAUUGGGAGCUUGAAAAUUCCAAAACGGAGCAACGGGGGGGAUUUGGUAACGUCCAGUUCUCAAAUGAUAGACAGACAGGAUACAGAUAUUUCUCUUGACGAUAAUAAAUAUGCCAGCUACGCAAAAGAAGAGCAGUCUGUGGUGAAGACUAAUUGCUACGGGUUUGAUUUAUAUUGUUCCAAAAACCUGAAACCUGAGGAGGCCUUUAAAGAAAUGACCUGUGAGUCUAGAAGUGAUGACGGAGAUCUUCAAUGUAGAUCCCCUCGAGAAAGUAAGGUCGUUUCAAAGGGAAAUGUACCAGUACAGGAAGUAAAACCAAGUGGCGAGGAAUUCACAAUGAAUGGCAGCAGAGAAAACAUGGAAAACAAAAAGCACAUUUGCAGAUCGGAUGCUAUUUGUAGUGCAAUUGAUCUACGAAUUGCUGAAAUGGUGAAAGAGCAUGUGAGGUUGUCCAUGAACCAGAGCCAGUUCCUGAAUGUUUUUACAUCUGAUCCAUGUCACUAUGGAUGUGAAAGUGAAAACCACAAAACGACAGAGAAGCAGCAGGUUGAUGAGAGAGAAGAUGAGGUAAAAGCAAGGCUACGUAUAAAUGGACGAUCUUUAGCUGAAAAUGUUAGUGAAGAUGAAAUGGAUAAAAGUCACAAUGUUCCAUCAACUUCGAUGGACCAACUUGGGAAUAGAUGUCGGAGCUCCAUGUUUAAAUCCACUGAAGUUCAAACUGAUCGGACACACAGCUUUCUUGAUGAGAACCCAAAGAAUGCAGCAAAGAAAGACUCUGAGUCGGUGAACUCUGUAAUCGCUAUUUUGCAGGCAACUAGUUUGUUGCCGGUGGAUGAGAGAAAAUGUAUUGAUCCUUGCACAAACAUUGAGAUCACUAAAGAAAAGCUAUGUCUUCAUCCCUACUCUGGCAGAAAUGACCUGAACGCAAAUGAACCAACCAGCACCAGCGCUGACAGAGCGGUUUUCUCUGGAGGUGACCUUGCAUCUAUUGUUGAAGACCAUUAUAAACCAGCUCAGCAAAGUUCGACAAAGACUUUUGACAAACAAUGCGAACUCGUUCAGGUGAAACCUGAAGCCAAGCGACUGUUGACUCAUAAAGAAAAUCUUCAGAUUGCAUUGAAAGACUGUGGUAAUCUCGCAGCCCAUGAAGUAAACAACAGAAGUAAGACCGUUAAAGGAGACAAGCCCUCUUUAAAAUUAACACACCAUUUCCAAUUUGCAGAAACACAUUCAAAAAAACUAUCCCAGACUUUUGGGGGCAAUGUGAACCAUGUCAAGUUCCAGGAUUCACACAGCAAAGUUACCCUCGAAGAUAGCAGUAAAGAAACCUUUGUAACAUCGAUCUGCCGAUUGGAGGCUCCUGGUUCUUCAACAAUGGAGAAAAUCAAUAGUUCUUCAGAUCCUCAGCACAAAAUUCCAAAAGAACCUGUUGUUAAAAGUACAAAAUGUUACAGUUCUGUCAUGUCCAAAGACCACGACGUAACCACAUUGAGUGGUACAGUAUCUCAUUCUUCUCUUAUGACCAAAAAGUCCAAGAGAAUCAGAAGGUCCAAGGUAAAAGCUGUUGUCUCUUAUUCCUCUGAUUCUUCUCUAAAAUCGUCCGACGAGGAGGAAGAUAAAACUACCAGAGUCCAUUACAGCAAGCUCCAAUGUAAAUGGGUGAAGCUUAAUACACAGAAUAAUGAGAGACAAGAAGAUAAACAAGCUUCUGUGUCUUCAGGACGAAGGACUCAUGGACCUGGUGGACCUAAACCUAAUGCAGAUCACACACAUCAAAAGACACCCUCACUACCACCUCAAGCUGCCUCACAAAACACAAACAAAGAAGCACUGAUCUCACACACAGGAAAAAGUGAAGCACACCUGACUUUACGCGCUAAAGACUCACCGAUGAAUUUUGCCUCCAGUGACAUUAACCCUUUUGUUCACCAGUGGGAAGAUGGGAACUCACACCAGCACCGUUACAAGAACCCUUCGUUCGGCAGUGCCGCCGAUCUGUCUUGCAAAUCUCCGCUUCUAAACAGCUCAGAAAAACGUAUAGCACGGUGCUGCAGUGUGGAGAAUGGCUUGAAUGGACAGAACUCGCCUUUCAACUCCCACCUCAGCACUUACGCCACCAACAAGGGCCUCUCCAGCACACUGAGCAGCAUGGAAGACUAUAAGGAAUCGGGCAAAAGAAAGUCUGUGCUGGACACGAACAGUCUGACGGUUAGCUGCAGCUCUUCUGGUAACAAUGCAUCGGGGGAUUUUGGCAACAGCUCUGGCAACGUGGAUGAAAUUAUGUACAUCUACUCAUCUGAGCAAGAGUCAAAGGCAAACGAGGUUCAGACCUGUGGACAGAUGAAGAUGUGUGAACAUGGAACCCAAACUGAGCAGGUGACUCAAAUGAUGAAAGUCAUCAGCACUGGACGUGCUACAAAAAACAAAGAGCGUCACAGAAGAAGCCAGACAGACGGACCAACUUUACAAAGACCCAAGGAUAUAAAGGAGUCUUCUACCUGGGCCAGCAUGGAGAGCAUGUCAGCUCAUCUUUCUAAGUUGAUUGACAGCACCUCUGAUCUUCUUGGAGAUGUCCAGGAAAUGAGGACAGGUGAAGUCCGGAGGUCCAGUCCAAGACGUAGUGUGAACUUGACCAAUCUCAGCACCUCGUACUGUGAGUCUGUGAAAAAUUGUUCGACUCAAACAGCCUCAGACGUUGGGAUCCAGACAGAUAUGUUUUUAAGGCAGGCAGAGAAGGAAGUCGUCGUUCACCAAACACCCAAUAAAACCUCCAAAGCUCAUGAGAUCAACGUGAUAGUCAAAGUGAUCGCUCCGGAGGCUCCCAGCAUGUCUCCACACCAAAAUUUACGCCAUCAAAUUGAAGCUAAUGCUAACACAGAUGAAAGGAGGCAGAGCAUGCCAGACCUGAGUUCACACAUUUAUGUAGCUGAAGGUCAAAGACGUGUCAGAUCUGUAUCUUCGGGAUUUGUACAGCAAAGCACAACUUCUGCAACAUUUGAAAGACAGUCAUUAGGACGUGGACUUCAAGAUAUUCAAGGUAUGUCCAAAAGAAAUGAGCCAUUGACUGGUGUAAAGAAACGGGUUUCGUACAAAGAUCGAGCAUCAUCUCCAAUUUUGACCGUCGGAGUUAAAUCUUUAAAACCUACACGUAGGAAAACAUUCAGUGAUUUUGUGGAGGAUGAUCUAUCAUCGUCUUCUUGCCAACAAUCAUUGUCCACAUCGAAGUGUGAUGCUUCAUCCACUCACUCUGAGUCUCUUGAGAAGAUGAAUAAAAGUCUCAAAUCAGGUCCCACCAACUCUGGUUCAUUGUUGGACAGUUGUGAGAAGAUCUUUGAAGACCAACGUUUCUCUCAGACAACAACAAGAACUUCGAGUUCUACAAACAAACACAUCUCUUCAGUCAACGAACACGUCAAUGAACACAAGCUUCAGACUAAAGUAGCCAAUAGAAAAUGUUCAAUUUACAGCAGAAUGUUUGAUGAUUCUUCAGAGUUUUGUGUUAAUGGUGCAACUCCUGAACCUCAUGAAGAUGACACGUUGUCCUUGGCUCCCAGUGAAUGCAACACAGACGUUCUUGUGAAUAUCCAACCUUUGACCAGCGAACUAAAGUCUCAAGAUCGCAGCAUGAUACCAGAAGACCUUCCUAUGCACAACAAGUUCACCAACUGGUCUGGUAUAAACCAGCAACGAUCCAAACUCAUCAAGAAACAGCAGGAGUUGGUGAACGUCAACCAAGACAACAGUAGAAAUGUCGGUGAUUGGGGUGAAAUAGAAAGCUGUGGAUCGAACCUGGAGUCUGUGGCUAACAGUGAGAGACGGGUCAGAGAGAUCAAGAGGUUAAGACAGGAGAGAGAGCAGGUGAUGGCUUCAGUCAGUCUGAGCAUGAACCCAACGCCGCUGUCUGUGGAACUGACGGAGGCCAAGUUGCAUUAUGGUCUAGGAGAGACAGACACGUUGUUGAAGAUGUUGUCCCCAAAGACCAGUGAAGAUCUGGAGCCAGUGAACUCUGCCCGUACCAAACAGCAGCUUUAUGAUCGACACCGAAGGAGUAUUGAGAGUUUGAGGCACGAGAGGGAGCGGCGACUCCAGACUUACCGCAGAGCUCGAAGUCUAAGUCCCAAGAAGUGUCCUUGCUCGUCCUCUGAAGAGGCUGCGUCCCCUUCCAAGAUACCUCCUGUGUCUCCCAGUCGCCGCAUGGAAUACCUGCAACAGCUCCGUCAGGAGGUGAUCGACAGCACCAGGUUAACAAAUUCUCCAAGAGGAGAGGGACAGUAUCCAUCAGACAUUGAGCACAUGUUGCGUGAUUACGGCCGAGCCCGACAAGAAGCCAUGACGGAGAUUGCGAGAGCUAGAGAACGACUGCGAGAGAGAACGGAGCAGGAGAAAAGGAGGCUUCAACAGCAGGCGCUGACUCCUGAGGAAAAGGACGACCCGAGGUAUCGGACCAGAACCAGUAACAGCACCUUGUGCACUGGAUCCAGUCUGAGUCUUUCAUCUGGACCCACAUCAGGAUACAACAGUGGGAACACGGUCCAGCAACAGCACAGCAGCAGACCAGCUUUAAAUGGACAGGUGACUCAGGAUGAAGGACAGAAGAUCUGGACACGUCCUCCAUUAUGUGGUCCUCAAAGUGUGAAGACACCUAGAGUCUGGCUGUCUUCCCAGGACAUUUGCACCGAGGCGUCCAUCACUGUCUUUGAACCACGGGUAACCUCAUCUCCAUCGCCCUCCACCUGUUUGCGUCAGCGCUCCACCUCCUUUGGCUCCUGCACCUCUUCUCUCUCCACAGCCCAUCAGGAUCUCACCUCCAUUCUCCUUCGGGAGGCGCUAGCUGAGGUGCAACUUGCCUCCACCAGAGAUUUUACCAACUUGGUGAUGGGUAAAGCCUCUGCAGAAUGGAGGUACCAGGGUGUAGAUCAAGGCGUCCACUCCUACCACAAGCCCUCCUGCAGCCAGGGGGUGCAUGGUUUCCUGGCUGCAGCGGAGCUGGACAGACCUGUGGACCUUCUGUGGAAGACAAUCUGUCAGCUGUCCAGGAGCCACUUGUAUAAUCAGUCAGUGCGCUCUGUGUGGACACGACCACUAGAUGACAGCACUCAGCUGGUCUACAUACUGACAGAUGCCUCCACAUGCCACCUGAGUCAGCCAAGGGACUUCUGCUGCAUCAGCACCGAGUCCAAACAGGGUGGCCUCUACAUCCUGGCCAUGCAGUCGGUGUAUGAAGAGUCUCUGCCUCGUCCCAGUGUGGAUGCUGUUCGGGGGGAGAUGAUGCCCAGUUGUUGGGUCCUUCAGCCAAUCAGACAGAAUGGGAAAGAACUCACCAGAGUCAUUUACAUGCUGCAGGUGGACCUGAAGUCUCCGUCUUUUCCUCCUCGUCUCCUGAGCAGCGUGGCCUGGAGGCAGGCGGCCGUCAUCGCUGACCUCAACACUUUCCUCACUUCAUAGUAAUAAUCACCAGGAGACAUGGAGACACCUGAGGUUCUCUGUGAGCACUUAAACCCAGCAUCAAGUCAGUUCGUCUUUUCACCUUGCACCUGAAAAUCUUUAUAUACUUGACUUUUGUUUCUACUUUAAGGAGAGCACUGUUACAUAUUUCACUUGUUCCUGUUACAGACUUUGAGCAGCUUUUUUACCUGAAGGUUUCAAAAGUUUUUUUGUUAUUUUUGUACCUGUAAAUAAUGAUAUAUUUGUGUUAUUAUAAUCCUAAGCUACCAAAGAUUGUCUUAAAACAAACAAAUAUGGCACAUUCACUGUAGUUUAUUGACAUAUAUAUACAUAUAAAUAUAUAUGUAUAUAUAUAUAUAUGUUCUUUAUUUUUCACAUUCAUUCGUGCCUUAAACUCGGUCAAAAUGAAGUAAAAGAAAUAUAUAUGUGGAAAAGAGAAGAAAUUCAAGUUUAACAGACAGUCAGGGGCAAAUGGUGACAUUUAUUUACACCAGCAAUGUUUCGCCACUAGUUUCUAUCUGCUAUAAAUUUAUCAUAAAUAUAUAAACGCUGUCAGAGAUGCAGCCACAAGGACAGGACAGGACAGGACAUGUGAGAUUAAAUCUGUUGACGAGGGUCAGCGUCUCUUUAUUCCACAGCUGAGGUCACAGACUUUAUGCAAAUGUUCACUUUAAUUCAAAACCUGUUUGGGUGAAGGAUGAGGCAACGCCCUCAGAUCUGGAGUAUUAGGACACAUUUAAAAGAAUUUCUUCUUCUUUUUGACUGUUUGGAGCCAGAAAUAAACACACCGAGGAAGAAUUUUGCUGAAAAAAAAGUCCAUAAAUACAGUAUCUUUUUGUUGUAUUUUCACCUGCUGCUGCGUAUUUCUGACCUUCAUUAUUCAGAAUGUAAUUUCAAAUGUCCUUCAACUGAUUUGGGACCUAAUGGGCGAAAAGCUAAAAAUACAGUCGGCACGGGACAAAACAACAAAUAUUAUCAGGCAGAGUAAAAAGGUCCCCGAGGAGGAGGAGGAGGAGAAAACAGGGCUCUGAGCAGUGAAUAAUCCAUAAUGUUUUUUAUCCCAAUGUUAUAUUUAGUUUUUUUUUUCCAUUAUAGUUAAUCAUCAAGCACUAUUAUUUUUCUUGUUACCUUUAUAUAUGCACAUUUGUAACAAAACUUAAAAAGAGAAUUAAGGUUAAAUUAAGCUAGAAUUUGGGUUUAUGAUAAAUACGUUUUAUUUGUCAAAUGAAUCUUUUAAAAAUGUUACAACUCUUCAUAAGUAAUUUCUAAUUAAAUCGAAUUUGUCACCGUAAAAGAAGUUGGAGAAGGAGGAAGGAGAAAAACAGAGCACUU